Sebastes umbrosus (honeycomb rockfish) is the source of this 1637-nucleotide messenger RNA. It is a transcript of the gene ntd5, whose product is annotated as ntl-dependent gene 5. The record is from RefSeq and is a predicted model, not a curated record. Gene Ontology annotation, cellular component: extracellular region. The transcript has 8 exons. Gene Ontology annotation, molecular function: peptidase inhibitor activity. NCBI's taxonomy places the organism in Eukaryota, Metazoa, Chordata, Actinopteri, Perciformes, Sebastidae. Bases 70 to 1134 code for a protein of 354 amino acids.
UUCCCCCUUCCUUAAAAAUGCUGUGUCUGUGCGUCCCUCCCUCAUAUCGUCUGAGGCCCGGCUACAAGGAUGGACUGUGCUCUGCUGCUGCUGUCCCUGUGGGCUCUGUCUGGAACGGUGUCCCCGCAGGCGCCAGGGUCGUGUCCGGAGAGACUUCUUGGAGAGGAGCGGAGGAGGACGACGUGUCCUCGGCCCUGCAAGGUUGACAAAGACUGUGGCAACAAGCGCCAGUGUCUGUGUGACGGCCAGUGUGGUCUCAGCUGUGUGGUUCCAGGUCGAACUUGUCCCUGGCCUCUGCCCGCCAGCGACAACUCAGAGGCUAGCCUCCUCUCUCCCACUCACUCCUUCUCCGCCCUGCUUGAAGUGCGCUGCAAGCCAGGAUUCACGCUGCCCAAUGGCUUGGAUGCCACUAUUCGCCGUUGUCAAGGUGACCGACAGUGGAGUGGGGAUGAGCCCAUCUGCACAGAGACUCGCUCACCUGAGGUACCUGCUGCCGCCCAAACCUGCCCUCUGCCUGAAGAGAUCAUCAACACCUUCAGCAUCCAGGGCGACGCUACAGCAGGAACCUCCAUCCGCUACAGCUGCCUGUCUGGAGCGGAUAUAGUGGGGAGCAGUGAAAACUUCUGCCAGGAUAAUCAGACCUGGCAGUACCCUCACCCCAUCUGUAAAAAAGUGUACUGCCAGCCUCCUCGAGAGGUGGAGCAGGGCUACGUGGUGGCUGUCCAGAAAACUGAAUAUGAAGUUGGCUUCGACAUCCACUACCUCUGUAAAAAGAACUUCCUGCUGGACGGACCCCAGAAGGUCACCUGCCUGUCCAACAGCAGCUGGAGUGCAUCGCCCCCAUACUGCAGAGCUCGCUGUCUCAUCCCUGCCGAGAGAAGCCGCGUGGUGAUCGGUGGAGUGAAGCGCUGGCCGUUCGACGUCACGGACGCCGUGGUUUCUCACGGGGAAAAUGUGACGUUCUACUGCAAACACCCUCGUAAGCAGUGCAGCUUCACUGCAACCCAAACCUGCUUCGAUGGAGAGCUGCAGCCACCGGCCUGCUACCUCGAGCCCACCUGGUUCCAGUAUAAGCUCUUCCCUCACCGGCUGGUGUCAGAGAUUGAAGCAUGUGAGCCCGAUGACGUGGAGUGAUGACCUCCUCGACGACACUCACGACACCGUGUCACAAUAUGACACACACACUCCUCACACACAGCAUCACCUCCUUCUCCACUCCGCAGCUUUGCUUAAACUAUCCAUGCUAUCCGAUUGUGGUCGGUCUGAAACAUCUUCCACAGCUCUUGUGGCUCCUGUGUUUGUGGCAUCACGGGUUCGAACAGUGCUCGUGACCUUUAGUCCCCUCUCUCUCAUGCAUACUAUCAAACUGCGGCUGCAAUUAUAAUCUGCAAAGCCCCUCAAGUAUUAUUUUGAUUCUCCUCCAGCUUGAGCCAACGCGUACUGUCGAUGCAAUCCAUAUGAGGGUGUACAGUAUAUAUAUAUAUAUAUAUAAUGCAUGGAUACAUGCUAUAAUAACUCAUAAUGGCUUGACUCUGUGAUAUAUUUCACUGUGUGAUAUUUCUUUUCCUCUGUUGACGCAUCAAGUCUUGAGGCUUGUAAGUUUUUUGAUGAUGUGAAAUAAAGUAAUGUGAAAUUUG